Drosophila arizonae is the source of this 1616-nucleotide messenger RNA. It is a transcript of the gene GatA, whose product is annotated as glutamyl-tRNA(Gln) amidotransferase subunit A, mitochondrial. Gene Ontology annotation, cellular component: glutamyl-tRNA(Gln) amidotransferase complex; mitochondrion. Gene Ontology annotation, molecular function: glutaminyl-tRNA synthase (glutamine-hydrolyzing) activity. The record is from RefSeq and is a predicted model, not a curated record. NCBI's taxonomy places the organism in Eukaryota, Metazoa, Arthropoda, Insecta, Diptera, Drosophilidae. Gene Ontology annotation, biological process: glutaminyl-tRNAGln biosynthesis via transamidation; mitochondrial translation.
GUUUAUGAUGGUGGUUUUUAUUUUAUUAAAUUAAAGCAAGAGUUUUUCAGUUAUAUUUUGUAUUGCUAUUAUGAGGCGCCACCUACAGCUGAGUAUUAAACAGCUAACCGAAAGUUACAUCAAUGGACAAUUGUCUCCACUGUCGGUGGCGGAGCAAGCGCUGGCACAGUCCACUAACCUAAAGACGUUGAACGCCUUUGUGUGCAUUGCAGCCGAGCAGGCGUUACAGCAGGCCAAGGAGUCGGUUCGCCGGUAUGCGGAGCAGAAGCCAUUGAGCAGUCUGGAUGGCGUUACCGUAGCCAUUAAGGACAAUUUCUGUACAAAGAAUAUAGCCACAACUUGCGCUUCACGCAUGCUAAAGGAUUUUGUGCCGCCCUACGAUGCGACUGUCUGCUCGCGUUUAAAAGAAGCCGGCGCCGUUAUAUUGGGCAAGACGAACAUGGAUCAAUUUGCUAUGGGUGCCGGCACAGUGGACUCCAUCUAUGGGCCAACCAAGAACAUAUGGAGUGAGUCCUUUAGUGAGGACAAUUGGCGCAUAGCAGGCGGUAGUUCGGGCGGCUCCGCAUCAGCUGUUGCUGCUGGUUUGUGUUAUGCAGCGAUUGGCUCUGAUACGGGCGGAUCAACGCGCAACCCCGCCUCCUAUUGUGGCGUAGUGGGACUAAAGCCAACAUAUGGUCUUUGUUCUCGCUACGGUCUCAUACCACUUGUUAAUUCAAUGGAUGUGCCCGGCAUAUUAACCCGAUCGGUAACCGACUGUGUUGAGCUGCUUAAUACCAUAGCCGGUCCGGAUAUACAGGACUCGACGACAAUAAGAAGGCCAUACAAGAAACUAAAAUUACCAGAAAUUGAUCAAAUUGAUUUGCGUUCUCUGCGCAUUGGCAUACCCAAAGAAUAUAACUGCGAGGGACUUUCGUCUGAAGUCCUGGAAACCUGGACCAAGGUGGCGGACCUACUGGAGUGCGCAGGUGCCAGCGUUCGACAGAUAUCAUUGCCUCACACUGCGGCCAGCAUAUUCGUAUACUCCAUACUGAAUCAAUGUGAGGUUGCUAGUAAUAUGGCGCGGUACGAUGGCAUCGAGUAUGGACACCGAGCAGCAGACGAGCGAAGCACUGAGCAGCUCUAUGCACAGUCUAGAGCUGAAGGCUUUAACCAGGUGGUCAAGACGCGCAUAUUAACGGGAAACUUUCUGCUACUGCGCAAAAACUAUGAUCACUAUUUUGAGAAGGCUUUGCGUGUGCGUCGUUUGAUCGCUGAAGAUUUUAUUAAAGUGUUCGAGCCACCGACAACCGAGGACCAAGUGGAUAUAUUAUUAACGCCCACAACGCUAAGUGAAGCGCCUGUCUACAAGGACUUUGCCGCUCUGAGCAACCGCGAUCAGUGCGCCGUACAGGACUUUUGCACACAGCCAGCCAAUAUGGCAGGAAUCCCAGCUGUCUCGAUACCUAUACGACUGUCCAGAGCCGGCUUGCCGCUUAGUCUUCAGCUGAUGAGCAAUAACCUGAAUGAGCAGCUGCUGCUUACAGUGGCUCGUUGGAUUGAGGCACAGGUGGAAUUCGAUUGCCUAGAGAGUUUGCAGCGACAUGCGGCAUGCAUACGAACUUAAUUAUGUAAAUACA